Molecule: messenger RNA, 837 nt
Organism: Musa acuminata subsp. malaccensis (wild Malaysian banana)
Lineage: Eukaryota; Viridiplantae; Streptophyta; Magnoliopsida; Zingiberales; Musaceae
Product: germin-like protein 5-1
Biological process (GO): plasmodesmata-mediated intercellular transport; regulation of root development
Cellular component (GO): cell wall; plasmodesma
Molecular function (GO): manganese ion binding
Source: RefSeq, a predicted model, not a curated record
CCUUCUCGGCCAACAAGACAAGUCUUCAACAGCGGCAGCAGCAGCAGCAAGCUGGUGGCAUGGGCAAGUCUUCCCUCCUCGCAUGCUUCUCCCUCUUCCUCGUUCUUCCUCCCUGCCUCGCUGCGGACCCUGACCUGCUCCAAGACAUCUGCGUAGCAGAUCUCAGCUCGAACGUCAAGUUAAAUGGCUUCGCGUGCAAGCCAGCCGCGAGCAUCACAGAGGCGGACUUCUUCUUCAGAGGCCUGGCCGUGCCCGGCGACACCACCAACACUACCACGGGCUACCUCGUGACCGCUGCCAACGUCGAGAAGAUCCCCGGGCUCAACACCCUCGGCGUGUCCUUCUCUCGCGUCGACUUCGCUCCCGGCGGGCUGAACCCGCCCCACACCCACCCGCGCGCCACCGAGAUCGUCUUCGUCCUCGACGGCACCCUCGACGUCGGCUUCCUCACCACCGCCAACAAGAUGGUGGCCAAGACCAUCACCAAGGGCGACGUCUUCGUCUUUCCCCGCGGGCUAGUCCACUUCCAGAAGAACAGCGGUGCGGUUCCCGCCGCCAGCAUCUCUGCCUUCAACAGCCAGCUCCCCGGCACCCAGUCCAUUGCCACCACACUCUUUGCGGCCAGUCCGCCGGUGCCCGACCAUGUCCUCACCGAGGCCUUCCAAAUCGGAACCAAGGAGGUGGAAAAGAUCAAGAGCCGCCUUGCACCCAAGAAAGCAGCAGAAGAGGCGGUCAACUGAGUCUACUGUCUUUAAUUACUGGAAUGUGGUCGGCGGCAUAACGUUUGUUCAUUGUUCAUUCAAUCAUUAGCUAAAUAAGAUUUGCAGCAGCUCUGAA